Messenger RNA from Bicyclus anynana (squinting bush brown), 2177 nucleotides. RefSeq names its product organic solute transporter alpha-like protein. Bases 152 to 1237 code for a protein of 361 amino acids. Gene Ontology annotation, molecular function: transporter activity. Gene Ontology annotation, biological process: transport. NCBI's taxonomy places the organism in Eukaryota, Metazoa, Arthropoda, Insecta, Lepidoptera, Nymphalidae. The transcript is spliced from 7 exons. The record is from RefSeq and is a predicted model, not a curated record.
GGCGGUCGUCAGUGUAGAAUCCAACGUCGGGCGAACCUGUACUAUACAGCUCACGACAGCGUAACGAUAUUUCGUAAUACAGCGGAAAACAAACAUGGUUUCACUUUCUAUGAAUUAAAAACUAUUUUGACCGGUUUCGAAGUUAUCGAUAAUGGAUUUGUUGAGUGCUGCAAGCAACGGAGUCGCUGCGGCUAGACAUCUGAGCUCUGUUCCUCCAGAAUUAAACAAUGCAGUUAACACAACUCUACUAUGCCAUAGCUAUAGUCUUCAACCAGAUUUCGCCUCGUAUUUUGCAGUUCUCAAAGGCAACGCAUGGGCGAUCUGGUCAUGCGGCCUGUUGGUUCUGCUGACGCUGUGCAUCCUCUACGCAGUCACCCUGAGGUCAGCCCUCAAGUACUGGAAGGACUCGCGUACCAGCGUCGCCAUUGUGCUUGCUGUAUACCCUGUGGUAGCGGCAGCCGCUUUGUUAGCCACAGUUCUGCCGCGGGUUCGAGUCUUGUCUGAGGCUGUAGCGCAAGAGGCGGUCAUGGUCGCCAUGUAUCAUUUCUAUUGCCUUAUUAUCGCCGAAUGCGGCGGCACUACUCAACUUAUCAGACGAUCCGAAGGCUCUCACAUGGAGACCCGCGUACUGCCUUGCUGCUGUUGGCCAUGUUGUAUCCUGCCUAGGCCACGGGUUCAGAAGAAAAGUUUAACUUGGUUGCGAUAUCUGGUACUGCAGAUGCCUGUAAUCCAAGCGAUUCUUUACCUCAUUGUCCUCGUGCUGUGGGCUGAAGAUAUGAUGUUGUAUUUGAACAGCUUCAUAUACAUCCAGCCGUUCAUCGCAGCUUCGAUACUCUCAGGAGUUUGGGGUAUCAUUAUGUGUGUUCGAGUAGCUGAAUCGACGGGAGCGAAGCCGAGACCACGGUUCUUGGCGAUACAACUGGCUCUAGUGAUAGUCAAAUUGCAGUGCGGUUUCGCGAAAGUUCUGCCCGACGUGGCAACCUUGCCUUGCAUCAUGGCAUUGCACCCAUCAGUAUAUGUAAACUUGAUACAUAACAUUGUAAUGAUAUUGGAGAUGCUGUUGUUGUCAAUACUGGCGUGGAGACUGUACCGCGUGCCGCCAGGGAAGGAUGCGGAGAAGGUGCAACACGUAGUCAUCGCGGUGCUCGAAGACAGCCUCAGCUCUUUGGAGAAGAUCAGUGACAUCGGAAGCCAUAAGACUUAUAGCAAUAAAAAUGACAUCAAGCGUGAUGACUAAUGCCAUUUCCUUUUUGUAUUUAGUGUUUAUCAUUCUGAGAUUACAUGCGAAAUUUUGAGGGUGUGCGUCUUAUAAGCCCAGUGGUUCCCAGUUUUAUUUGAGUCUCAUUUUUUUUAUGUUGCAUAAGCUUGACUACAAUAAUGCCUCAUGGAAAUGAUGAGGUUUAAGAUGAAACGCGCUUGCCUAGAUGCCUAUUCCCUCUUGCCUUGAAGGUGCUCAAAUUAAACGUGUCAGGAACACAGAUGUCAAUUUCUAGCGCGUCAACUGCCGGAAGCCUGCAGGCAGGCCGCAAAUAAAUGUUGACUUCCGGCCUUCGCUCGAGUGCCGCGUAGAGCAAGCGAGACAUGCGCAUUGCAGACCAAAAAGGUCGAGUGUCAAGGCACUUGGGGCUAGAAAACUAUGUCUUCAUACAGGCUCUAAAGGAAUAAAAACAACUGUCGUAAAUUCUGUUUUGAAAAAAUAGACUUACUUAGUCUAUGUGCAGAAAUACGAAGAAAGAAUCACUUCAUUGAACAUUUUUUUUGUAAACUCAAUACGGCCUAGUACUACUACUACUUACUUUCGUUGCCAUCCUAAAAUCAUCGAUCUAAGUAAAAUAAUUUGCCGACCUCCGUAGCGCAGUGGGAUUCGCGGUGGAUUUACAAAAUGGAGGUCCUGGGUUCGAUCCCCGGCUAGGCUGGUGAGGUGUUCUUAAUUGUUCCAUGUCUGGCUGGUGGGAGGCUUCGGCCGUUAUCACAAUAAAAAGAGUAUUUUCAUGUAAAUAGGAAAUUACGUAAUUUAAGUUGUGAUCUGAUAUAAUUUUAAGAUCUUAUAUUUUUACGUUGUGUUUUUUGUCUUAGAUUGGAUGAACUUUUUUUUUAUCGAGUAGGUAUCAAAUAAUGUACCUGAUUUAUAUUUUAUUAAUUUUUGCAAACAACAAAAAUAAAACCAAACCAGUGAA